UCAUGCUCACCCUCCCGUGCUUCACCACCCCUCCUCAUCAAGCUCCACCACCGACCCGGCCGGUCCGGUCCGGUCCGGUCCCGGCUCCGGAAGUCUCCAGAACCCGCACAACCACCGCCACGCGGGCCCGCAUGGCAGGGUCACGCCCCCCACGCGCCGCUGCCUCCGGCGAGACCUCUUUCCUCCCCCUCAUAAAUACCGCGCCCAAGCAUCGCCGCAGAUCGACCGCGCUCGCCCUCUCUGGUUUGCUACUCCUGGUGCUGCUAAUCGGACUCCCGGCCGCCCCCGCCGUCGCCGCCAACAUGACCGAGGUCUGCGUCAAGGCCGCCGUCGGCCACCCCGACACGCUCGGCGACUGUCCCUUCUCGCAGAGGGUGCUGCUCACGCUGGAGGAGAAGAAGGUGCCCUACCAGAUGAAGCUCAUCGACGUCAGCAACAAGCCCGACUGGUUCCUGAAGAUCAAUCCAGAGGGCAAGGUGCCCGUGUAUAACGGUGGUGAUGGCAAAUGGAUUGCUGAUUCUGAUGUGAUCACUCAAGUCAUUGAGGAGAAGUACCCAACUCCAUCACUUGUUACUCCUCCUGAGUAUGCAUCAGUGGGAUCAAAGAUCUUCUCCACCUUCGUCACGUUCUUGAAGAGCAAGGAUGCCAGCGAUGGCUCGGAGAAGGCGCUUGUUGACGAGCUGCAGGCACUCGAAGAGCACCUAAAGGCCCAUGGACCCUACAUCAACGGGGCGAACAUCUCCGCCGUCGAUCUCAGCCUGGCUCCGAAGCUCUACCAUCUGCAGGUCGCCCUGGAGCACUUCAAGGGCUGGAAGGUCCCUGAAACCCUGACCAGCGUCCAUGCCUACACCGAGGCUCUCUUCAGCCGCGAGUCGUUCGUCAAGACCAAGGCGACCAAGGAGAACCUGAUCGCCGGGUGGGCGCCGAAAGUGAACCCGUAAGCCCCUCCGCCCGCCGGAGACCCGGCCCACCCCGUCGUGUGAGUAGUGAUGGGCAGUAGUGGGCCUCAUCUGCCUAGGUUGGAAUAAUUCGAGCCUUGAUGUGCUCUGGUCGUCGCAAUCGUGCACUUGCUUGUGUGUGUGUGGGUGUGGGUGUGGGUGUUAUGUGCGUGUUCUGGUGCAGGCAAGAGUGCAAGUAUAUGUGGUGUGAACCUCUUUCCGUAUGAAUGAAUAAUAGAGCUGCGUAAAAUUCA
Messenger RNA from Aegilops tauschii subsp. strangulata, 1192 nucleotides. Its product is annotated as probable glutathione S-transferase DHAR1, cytosolic. Lineage: Eukaryota; Viridiplantae; Streptophyta; Magnoliopsida; Poales; Poaceae. Gene Ontology annotation, biological process: ascorbate glutathione cycle; cellular oxidant detoxification; protein glutathionylation. Gene Ontology annotation, molecular function: glutathione dehydrogenase (ascorbate) activity. The record is from RefSeq and is a predicted model, not a curated record.